GUGCAUACAUCUUUCACCUGCGAGAUUUCCCAGAUUGUGUCGUACAAUACCUCAUAUCUUCUAAGCACUUUCUUUUUGACAUUCCCAUCUUUAUUCUCCCUCAAUGAUCCUUCAGUUCGGAAGGAGAUCAAAAUAACUUGUUUCAAUCCCAAUCUCAAUCUUUACAAUUGAACCUCGCCUCCUCCGUUUACGUAUCUAUCUAUUUACCCCACCUUUCCCCAUCCCAUCAUCACUAUCCAACCCAACAAAUUAGCAAGCGAGCAACCAAGCAACCAUGAACGUCUCCUGCGAAUGCCAAAAUGUAGUUUUUAAAACUCCGUUACCGAAACCGUUGGCGAUUUACAUUUGUCAUUGCAAUGAAUGCAGACGCCAAUCAUCCUCCGCAUUUGGCGCUUCUGCUAUUUUUCCUCGGUUUCCAUUGCCGUGUCCAGAGUUUCUGGCAGUUUAUACACGUCCCACGGCUUCAGGACACACGGUAAAUUGUUAUUUCUGCAAAACGUGCGGUACACGGUUAAUCCACAGCACGCCUGGAAAAAGCGUUGUCAGUGUGAAGGGAGGGUGCAUUGAGGGAUUGGAUUGGAAAAUGGCGAAACAUAUUUGGGUUAAGAGGGCUAUGGUUCCCAUUCCUGAAGGAGCAGAGGUUUCGGAAGAGGAGCCGGAACAUGAAUCUUACAUCUGCCGGACGACGGAUAUUUUGGAAAAUGGGAAGAUGGAUGCUAGUGCUGCAUGAAAGGGACGUGGAAUUGAGUUACUGUUCUUAGUAAAUAUAGGGCAUGGUGAUGAUUAUUUCAAUUAUUCUAAUAUUGAAAACAACUAGCUUUUAAUAACAACUAAGGA
Botrytis cinerea B05.10 is the source of this 837-nucleotide messenger RNA. RefSeq lists its product as hypothetical. Gene Ontology annotation, molecular function: carbon-sulfur lyase activity. The transcript is spliced from 4 exons. The record is from RefSeq and is a predicted model, not a curated record. Lineage: Eukaryota; Fungi; Ascomycota; Leotiomycetes; Helotiales; Sclerotiniaceae. Bases 275 to 730 code for a protein of 151 amino acids.